Molecule: messenger RNA, 3358 nt
Organism: Peromyscus leucopus (white-footed mouse)
Lineage: Eukaryota; Metazoa; Chordata; Mammalia; Rodentia; Cricetidae
Gene: Slc12a9
Product: solute carrier family 12 member 9
Biological process (GO): potassium ion import across plasma membrane; cell volume homeostasis; chloride ion homeostasis
Cellular component (GO): membrane
Molecular function (GO): potassium:chloride symporter activity
Source: RefSeq, a predicted model, not a curated record
GACCAAUGGGACGCCUUGCUGGGGAGGGCAGGCUCCGGGCCUGACAUCCCGGUAGCCCGCUUGGUUUUUCCGGCCCCCUCGCCCCCCUCCGCGCGUAGCGGAGCCCCCCCAGGCGCGCGGGGAUCACCCCGGAGCAGCUGCGUUCCUAGGGUGGUCACCUAAGCCCUUCUGUGGCUUCCUCUGCCCACGCUCAGCUAUGGCCAGCGAGAGCUCCCCUCUGCUGGCCUACAGGCUUCUGGGGGAAGAGGGGGGCGCCUUCCCUCCCACUGGAGCCGGGGGAUCUGGGGUGCCGUCAGCCCGAAAGCUCUCCACCUUCCUGGGUGUGGUGGUGCCCACCGUCCUGUCCAUGUUUAGUAUCGUCGUGUUUCUGAGGAUCGGCUUCGUGGUGGGCCACGCUGGGCUGCUGCAGGCCUUGGCCAUGCUCCUGGUUGCCUACAUCAUUCUGGCACUCACGGUCCUCUCAGUCUGUGCCAUUGCCACCAAUGGAGCGGUGAGAGGGGGCGGAGCCUACUUCAUGAUCAGCAGGACCCUGGGGCCGGAGGUUGGCGGCAGCAUCGGCCUCAUGUUCUACCUGGCCAACGUCUGUGGCUGUGCUGUGUCCCUGCUGGGACUGGUGGAGUCGGUGCUGGAUGUCUUCGGGGCUGACGUCACAGGCGCCAGCGGGAUCCGGGUUCUACCCCAGGGUUACGGCUGGAAUCUGCUCUACGGCUCCCUGCUGCUCGGCCUCGUGGGUGGCGUGUGCACACUGGGAGCUGGACUCUACGCCCGUGCCUCCUUCCUUACCUUCCUGCUGGUCUCUGGCUCCCUGGCCUCCGUGCUGGUCAGCUUUGUGGCCAUGAAACCCAAGGACAUCCAGUUGGCGCCCCGACCAGGCACCAACGGCUCCUCUGUGCCACCCCGUUAUGGCCACUUCACUGGUUUCAACGGCAGCACCCUGAAGGACAACUUGGGUGCUGGUUAUGCUGAGGACUACACCACGGGCGCCAUGAUGACCUUUGCUAGUGUCUUUGCGGUCCUCUUCAACGGCUGCACCGGCAUCAUGGCUGGGGCCAACAUGUCAGGGGAGCUGAAGGACCCCAGCCGGGCGAUUCCACUGGGCACCAUCAUCGCUGUGGCCUAUACCUUCUUCAUCUACAUCCUCCUCUUCUUCCUCUCCAGCUUCACUUGUGACAGGACCCUGCUUCAGGAAGACUAUGGGUUCUUCCGUGGCAUCAGCUUGUGGCCCCCACUCGUGUUGAUCGGCAUCUACGCCACGGCACUCUCGGCCUCCAUGAGCUCUCUCAUCGGCGCCUCCCGAAUCCUGCAUGCCCUGGCCCAGGAUGACCUCUUCGGAGUCAUCUUGGCACCGGCCAAGGUAGUCUCUGGAGGGGGUAACCCCUGGGGUGCUGUCCUGUAUUCCUGGGGCCUGGUGCAGGUAAGUCUUCCUUUCAGCCACGCUGGCUAUUGUACCUUCGGGAUGAAUUCAGGUCAUAGGGGAGCAGGAACGUUUUUAUCCACUGAGCUCUGGACGGUCUUGGCUACUUUUGAUAAUGCUUACCUCUUCGGUCCUUCCGCUGGAUGUGCUGGCUGGGAGCUUAACACGCUGUUUGCCAUGGUCCGUCUUUACUGGUGGACUAUGCGCGGGACUGUCUUUCCUGAGUUGAGUGGCUUCCGCCCCAUUCCCCGGCGGGUGGGUCCCUUCUCUCAUAGGCUCUUUGCCGCUCUUUCCGGCUGCGAGCAGACAGUGUGGGCUCGUCAGCAAGCUGUUUACAUGUUGCGGAUUGGAAGGCGGUGGAGCCGUUUGGGAAGCUCCUGUCUCCACCCGGUUUAUGUGUUCUCCCACUUCCCUGCUUUCCAGGUGCGAGUAUAUGCUCCGCUGGAGUCGCAAGGGCAUUCCCCUGAGUGUGCGGUCAGGAGUCUCUGCCUGACCCCACCUUCUCCCUUUACUUUCUCUGCAGACUCUCUACCCUCAGACCCGGUACAGCCGCAGUAUGGCGCGUGGCUGAGCCUGGUGGACCUUGCCCAAGUGAAGGCCUUUGUGGACCUCACUCUGUCACCCUCUGUGCGCCAGGGCGCUCAGCAUCUACUGCGGAUCUCUGGCCUCGGCGGCAUGAAGCCCAACACGUUGGUGCUCGGUUUCUACGAUGACGCCCCACCCCAGGACCAUUUCCUAACAGACCCUGCCUUCUCCGAGCCUGCAGAGGGCACCCGAGAGGGCGGGUCGCCGGCCCUGAGCACGCUGUUCCCUCCACCUCGGGCUCCUGGGAGCCCCCGGGCUCUCAGUCCCCAGGACUACGUGGCCACGGUGGCAGAUGCUCUCAAGAUGAACAAGAAUGUGGUCCUCGCCCGGGCUUGUGGGGCUCUGCCCCCGGAGCGGCUAAGCCGGGUCGGGAGCAGCGCUCAGCUCCAUCACGUGGACGUGUGGCCCUUGAACCUGCUGCGGCCCCGGGGUGGGCCCGGCUACGUGGACGUCUGUGGCCUUUUCCUGCUGCAGAUGGCUACCAUCUUAAGCAUGGUGCCCGCCUGGCACAGUGCCCGGCUCCGGAUCUUCCUGUGCUUGGGGCCUAGGGAGGCUCCUGGGGCAGCGGAGGGACGGCUCCGGGCUCUGUUGAGUCAACUCAGGAUCCGGGCAGAGGUGCAAGAGGUGCCGUGGGGUGAAGGAGCCGAGACCGGGGAGCCCGAGGAGGAGGAAGGGGACUUUGUGAACGGUGGUCGAGGAGAUGAAGAGGCCGAGGCUCUGGCUUGCAGCGCCAACGCCCUGGUGCGUGCCCAGCAGGGCCGAGGCACAGGAGGAGGCGGCCCUGGGGGCCCUGAAGGAAGGGAUGGGGAGGAGGGGCCCACCACAGCCCUUACCUUCCUCUACCUGCCUCGACCGCCUGCCGAUCCCGCCCGCUACCCCAGAUACCUGGCGCUGCUGGAAGUCCUGAGCCGUGACCUGGGUCCCACCCUUCUUGUUCAUGGCGUCACUCCGGUCACCUGUACUGAUCUCUGAUGCCUGCUCACACAGCGUUGGAUGGAUGGAGAGGGCCCAGGCCCGUUCUGAACAAUGGACCCCCUCCCCCAUGGACCCUGCCCUUCGGAUGAUGUUUUGAGGGGACCAUGGUCUCCUCUGCAUGGGGGGACACAGUACACUAAUUCCGGGUGGCUGUCCCCAUUGUACAGGGGAGGACAUCGCGGCCCUGUCCCUGGCCUGCCUCCGCUUCCUUCACUGGUGCCUUGACCAGAGGGGCUGGUCUCUUCUGUGACUCUAGGCUACCUCAGUGUCCCCAUCCUGGCCACAGACGCACCGCCUCCCUCUCCCCGACGUCCUUGGGUGGCGAUGUUUGUGUUUUGUUUUAUUUUUCUAACUACUGACCAUUAAUAAAAGACCAAAACACUA